Messenger RNA from Cervus elaphus (red deer), 2473 nucleotides. Its product is annotated as protocadherin gamma-B3-like. Bases 20 to 2458 code for a protein of 812 amino acids. NCBI's taxonomy places the organism in Eukaryota, Metazoa, Chordata, Mammalia, Artiodactyla, Cervidae. Gene Ontology annotation, cellular component: plasma membrane. Gene Ontology annotation, biological process: homophilic cell-cell adhesion. The record is from RefSeq and is a predicted model, not a curated record. Gene Ontology annotation, molecular function: calcium ion binding. The transcript is spliced from 2 exons.
CAAAGGCGCGGAGGGUGGGAUGGGAAACCGCUUGGGACCGAAGCUCCAGGCUGGGCGGAGGCGAAUGCUGUUUCUCUUCCUACUGUCUUUGUUCCGCCCGGCGCUUUCAGAGCAAAUCCGCUACACUAUUCCAGAGGAGCUGGCCAGGGGCUCGCUGGUGGGGAACCUCGCCAAGGAUCUAGGGCUUGGCCUGCGAGAUUUGCCUACUCGGAACCUGCGCGUUAGUGCAGAGAAGAAAUUCUUCACAGUGAGCACCGAUAACGGAGACUUACUUGUGAGCGACCGUAUAGACCGAGAGCAGGUUUGUGGCAGGAAGUCAGUGUGUGUUCUGGAAUUCGAAAUGGUCGCUGAAAAGCCUUUGAACUUUUUUCAUAUAACCGUGGAGAUUCAGGAUGUCAACGACAACCCACCGACCUUUAGCCAAAAUGUCACUGAGCUGGAAAUCAGUGAACUGACCCCAACUGGAGCCACCUUUGCCCUGGAAUCUGCACAAGAUUCAGAUGUAGGUGUCAAUUCCUUGCAGCAGUACUACCUCAGCCCUGACCCCCAUUUCUCUUUGAUCCAGAAGGAGAACCCAGACGGCAGUAGAUACCCGGAACUGGUAUUGAAGGCUCCCCUAGACAGAGAAGAGCAAUCCUGCCACCACCUGGUCCUCAUGGCUGUGGAUGGGGGUGAGCCAACCAGAAGCUGCACUACCCAGAUCAGGGUAGUUGUGGCGGACGCAAAUGAUAACCCCCCAGUGUUCACCCAGGACGUGUACAGGGUCAAUAUUUCAGAGAACUUACCCCUGGGUUCCUCUGUGCUAAGAUUGAUGGCCACUGACUUGGAUGAGGGCAUCAAUGCCGAGAUUGCCUACACUUUUAUUAACGUUGAUAAGGCAGUAAGACAACUGUUCAAGCUGGACAGUAAAACAGGGGAACUCACCACCGUUGGAAGACUGGACUUUGAAGAGAGAGAGAGCUACACAAUUGGGGUAGAAGCAAAGGAUGGUGGACAUCACACUGCCCACUGCAAAAUACAAAUAGAUAUUUUGGAUGAAAAUGACAAUGUUCCUAAGAUAACCCUGGAUUCUGAAUCUAAAUAUAUAAAAGAAGACACUGAGCUUGGGACUGUUGUUGCUUUGAUCAAAACACAUGAUCUAGAUUCUGGAUUUAAUGGGGAAGUCUUAUGCCAAAUAAAAGGAAAUUUCCCAUUUAAAAUAGUUCAAGAUACAAAAAACACGUACAAGCUGGUGACCGAAAGAGUCUUAGAUCGAGAGAAGACUCCGGAAUACAAUGUCACUAUCACAGCUACGGACAAAGGCAAGCCGCCCCUUUCCUCUAAAAGAAGUGUCAGCUUGAAAGUCUCCGACGUCAACGACAACGCUCCGGUUUUCCACCAGGCCGCCUACGUGGUCCACGUGCCAGAAAAUAACCCACCUGGCGCCUCCAUCGCCCAAGUUAACGCUUCGGAUCCCGAUUUGGGGCCCAAUGGCCAGGUCUCCUACUCCAUCGUGGCCAGCGACCUGGAGCUGCGCGCGCUGUCGUCCUACGUGUCCGUGAACCCGCAGAGCGGCGUGGUGUUCGCGCAGCGCGCCUUCGACCACGAGCAGCUGCGCGCCUUCCAGCUGACGCUGCAGGCCCGCGACCACGGCUCGCCCGCGCUCAGCUCCAACGUGAGCCUGCGCGUGCUGGUGGGCGACCGCAACGACAACGCACCCAGGGUGCUGUACCCGGCGCUGGGGCCCGACGGCUCGGCGCUCUUCGACACGGUGCCCCGCGCCGCGCAGCCCGGCUACCUGGUCACCAAGGUGGUGGCGGUGGACGCAGACUCUGGACACAACGCCUGGCUGUCCUACCACGUGCUGCAGGCCAGCGAGCCCGGACUGUUCAGCGUGGGGCUGCGCACGGGCGAGGUGCGCACGGCGCGGGCCUUGGGCGACAGGGACGCGGCCCGCCAGCGCCUGCUGGUCGCUGUGCGCGAUGGGGGACAGCCGCCCCUCUCGGCCACCGCCACGCUGCUCCUGGUUUUCGCCGACAGCCUGCAGGAGGCGCUGCCGGACCUCAGUGACCGCCCGGCACCCUCUGACCCCCAGGCUGAGCUGCAGUUUUACCUGGUGGUGGCCUUGGCCUUGAUCUCUGUUCUCUUCCUCCUCGCGGUGAUUCUGGCGGUCGUCCUAAGUUUGCGACGCUCCUCCAACCCUGCCACCUGGAGUUGCUUUCAAACUAGUUUUUGCUCCAAAACUGGACCUGGAGUCCUCCCCAACUAUGGGGAAGGGACUUUACCUUAUUCCUACAAUCUGUGUGCUGCCACACAUUCCUCAAAGACUGAGUUUAAAUUUCUCAAUAUAAGGCCUGAAAAUGCUCCACCACAAGACCUUCUGUGUAAUGAAGCCAUUUGUCUUGAAAGUACCAGUAAUGACAAUCCCCAAGUGACUUCUAAUUCAGUCAAUUUGCAACAGCAGAGAUGCAUGAAUUGAAGAAAUGAAAGAAUU